CACCAGCUUUUGCUCCAUCUGGCUCGCGGGAUCUUCGAAGAGCAGAGCAACCUUGAGAAGCUGGUCCAGAAAAUCAUGUUAGAUGCCCAGGAUCUCCUCAAGUGCGAGAGGUGCUACGUCUACCUGCUGGAGGACUCCUUCGAGAGGGUG
Messenger RNA from Lymnaea stagnalis (great pond snail), 150 nucleotides. NCBI's taxonomy places the organism in Eukaryota, Metazoa, Mollusca, Gastropoda, Lymnaeidae. The record is from the annotation of a GenBank genome assembly.